Molecule: messenger RNA, 1147 nt
Organism: Dicrocoelium dendriticum
Lineage: Eukaryota; Metazoa; Platyhelminthes; Trematoda; Plagiorchiida; Dicrocoeliidae
Source: the annotation of a GenBank genome assembly
AUGAGAAUCAAGUGCACAGCCAUACAUGAUUCGAACGUUGAGAGACUACAGUCGUGGCGCAAGGGCCUGAAGGAUCAAGAGAAACAAUACGAAGACCUACUGCUGAAAGGUGGCCAGUUAGCAGCCUCUAUAACUCCACGAGACGCGCCACCAGAGAAGCCCUCAGAAAGUCAGGUUUCGUAUUUGUGUAACAAAAUCGCUGAGUGCGUGCAGCAACACUGGGAUGCAAUUCAGCAGGCAUUCAUCGACGCGGACGUCAGCGGAGCCAGUCACGUGCUCUGCACCACAUUCAUGGAAAUAGCAAGGCGUUUUAACUUCCCUCUGACGGACAGAGAGCUGACAGAAAUUUGUCUUCACUUUACUUCCCGGGAGAAAGACUAUCUCAACUACUUGAAAUUCAUGAAGCAUUUCGCCAAAAUAAUCCCCGGUGAGAACCUUUUGCCCACGAAGUAUGACGAACGGACAUAUAAGUUCACAAAUUUAAAAAAUGGAGAAACGCUGACCUUCGCCGAUGUUCACCGAGCACUUCUGAAAGUGUGCAAAGGCAAAUGGCGCACCUUAAAGGAGGCCUUCAAAAAGUUGGACUCCAGACAUCAAGGGAUUUUGACCCUGGAACAAAUCGACGAUAUUCUGAAGAAGCAGGAUAUUCAACUCAGUGAAGGAGACCUGUAUCACCUAUACAGUAGCUUCGACUCAAAAAUGCAUGGGUAUAUAGACUUCAACGAGUUCAAACGGACCUUGCUGAAGACCUAUAAACCGGUGGUUUAACGAAUCGUUGACGUGAUACUGGAUUAUAACACCGCUCCGGCUGAUAUCGCCUACUCACCAGCAGCCCAUGCCACUAAUUCGAAACAAUUUGGCAUCUUUAUUCAUUUGAUCAAACUUGUCCGUUUGCUCGCUCAAGAAGCGAUAUGAACCUCCUGCACACCGCUUAAAAUUAGGGAGAAUAAAAUAAACGAAUGCUGCUCAUCAAACGUAGUAACUAACAUCCACAAAGAACAUGCUUUCUUAUCAAACGCACGACGAAGAUCAGGGCGUCUGCUUGUAACGGCUGUGUGGCUGAAUGAUACUUCACUGCCACUUCCCAUAAACAGCCGUUCACCAGAGUUGCUUCGCAUCAUAAAAUAAAGACAUUGUUAAUUGUUCA